CUUACACGAUUAAUAUUUUCCACAGGUACUAUGAGUAAUAAAGUUGCUAUGAAUGAUAUGAAAAUGGCAGUAAUCCCUAAACAAGGAUCGUUAUAUCGCAUUAAUGAUGACCUAAAAUUCGAGAAGAAAAUAUCAUCCGUUACAAUAAGUAACGGAUUGGCAUGGAAUAGGCAACAUAGUCUCAUGUAUUAUAUUGAUAUACUUACUCAGAUUGUAGCAUAUGAUUACAAUCCGAAUAAUGGGACAUCUAACAAGAAGAUUGUAUUUGAUCUUAGUGAGACUAAUUUGAAAGGAUUACCCGUUGGAAUGACUAUAGAUACAAAUGGCAAUAUUUGGAUAGCAUUAUUUGCUGGAUCUCAAGUAAUUGGCGUGAGACCGAGGACAGGAACUGUAUUAUGUAAAGUCGAGCUUCCAGUUGAAAACGUAAUAAGUACUAUUCCGCUUCUAGAUACUUUGUACUUUGUGACCACAGCUGGUUAUACUUUAGAUAAAGAAACUACUUUAGAUAAAAACCUGGAUUCUCAAGCCGGUGCUGUAUUUGCGAUAAAAGGCCUAGAAGUGCGUGGAGUUCCAGACAAUAUGUUUAAAUUAGUCGAAGCACUAAAAAAUAAAAAUUAUAAAGGUAUAUAAAACAGGUAUAUAAAAAAGAAAAAAAUUUACAAACAUUGAAACGAAAAUAGCAACGGAUAACAACGAACAAUAGAUAAGACGGUAAUUUUAAAUAUCCUCUUAAUAUCAGAGCGUCUGUUCUAAUGUGGUGUACACUGUCGAUUGUACUUGUCGAGCCCAUUGUCUGAACUCUGCUUCUGAGCGACUG
Messenger RNA from Atta colombica, 817 nucleotides. RefSeq names its product regucalcin-like. Gene Ontology annotation, biological process: L-ascorbic acid biosynthetic process. Gene Ontology annotation, molecular function: gluconolactonase activity; calcium ion binding. The record is from RefSeq and is a predicted model, not a curated record. Lineage: Eukaryota; Metazoa; Arthropoda; Insecta; Hymenoptera; Formicidae.